Mucor mucedo is the source of this 2879-nucleotide messenger RNA. RefSeq lists its product as uncharacterized. The coding region runs from base 75 to 2780 and encodes 901 amino acids. The record is from RefSeq and is a predicted model, not a curated record. NCBI's taxonomy places the organism in Eukaryota, Fungi, Mucoromycota, Mucoromycetes, Mucorales, Mucoraceae. The transcript is spliced from 10 exons.
UCUGCCUUUCCCGUCUCACCCCCCCCCCUCUUUUAUAUAUCUUUUUUCUUUUCUCUCUUUAAAAAACUUAAAACAUGACGAAUAUGACUGAUAUGUUGAACAGCCGAGGUCAACGUUACAAUGUCAAUGAUGCACCAAGCAACAAUGCUACUACAACAGCAACAUCUGCAGACUGCUCAUUCGAGAAUGAAUUUAAAAAACAUCAAAAUGCAAUCCAUUUGGGCCACCUGGAAGAAGCUUUGCAAAGUUUUGUAUUACUCCAAGCGAACAACGCUGAAAAUGAGAAAUUUGAGGCAUACAUAAUCCAAUUCUCAGAUCACAUUGAUCCAUCAAAAAAUACAGACAUUAGCACCUUCUUUGCUUCUCUGCCCGCAUUGAUUCAAUCAACAAUUAUCGAGAAAAUAGCAGCAUCACUGGAAAAGAAAGACACAUUGCGAGCAUAUCAAACACUAUUUGACUAUAUACAAAACUACUCUCGUCAUGCAUAUAAAUACUUGAUUCGUGCCAUUAAAUUAUUAGUCCUCGGUGCGCAAAACAUGAGCCAACUUGAGAGUAAAAAAUACAUAAAAAUACUUGUGACCGAGCUGUUUCCUAGACUAUGUAAACAACGUAUUCUGCUGACACACAAAGAUAUACCACCAGCAGUAAAAUCCACAGAGGGUAAACAAUAUAUUUCAAUACCUUACAACCUAUUCGAGCAAUACCUAGUUUUGGGUCAACAGUUUUACAUCGAACAUCGAGAUUGGAUUGAACUUUCAAAUUUUACCAACGCUAUGCUUGAUUGCUGUGGCUAUACAAGACUUGGACAAAUAGGUUUUCAAUCACACAUCAACAAGUUUCAAUAUAUGCAAGAGAAAAGAUGCGGUGUUCGCAUCGAUCCUAAUUCAAUCGGAUCAAAUGAUUUGGCUAUAUCAAUUGUACUUAUGUGUGAAUUUAAGGCUGUUGCAGUUGAAUUCAUACAAUUUUGUAACGAAUACUACCGUGCGGUUUGCACGUUAGAUUCACCUGCUGGACAAGAUAAAUCUUGUCUUAUUCCUAUAUGUGCAAUAAAACCUGCACUUACCAACAACACGUCCGGACGUCAGUUUUUUAAUGAUACAACGACUGCUAUUCAGCCUGAAGACUACAAUUCUUUCACAUCAUCGAACGGUGAAGAGGAUGAUGAUAAAGAAGAUAAAGAUUACAGACUAAACUCGAAUAACAAAAGAGAUCGCCCAGUGCCAUCUUCUUCUCGUAGUGAUUGCCCAGUAAAUAAUUCUCAUGAUGCACAUUUAUACCCGUAUCAACGACACCAUGUAAACAAACGUCAAAAAGUUCAACUACCUGAUCGUGGCGGAGAAGGCCUUGAAUCGUACUGUAUGGGAGGCGUUGAUAGUGCGCUUCAAAUACUUAGUAAAGCAGCCGACUGUAUGAGACAUAUUGUUGAACUAUGGGAUUGGGCCUUUCAAAUGUCUCCUGAUGGAUUAUGGGACGAAAUUUAUGGAGAUUGGGAACAAGAACUUGUUAGGGUAAUUGAUGCUUAUCAGUUACCAUUUGAUUUGACAAAUGCUGUACUGCUUGUAAGAAGCGAUAUGGCACUCUCCUCACCGUCUGUUGCAGGCAACUUGGCUAAAGCCUUAGAACUGUCUCAGCUAAUCUGUGAUCGAAUUGAAGUACAUCGUCAGAAAUAUAAAAAGGAGGAAAACGAUAUAACACCGCCUGAAUUCGAUAUUCCUUUCAUGUUCGCAUUUCGAGUGUUAUAUAAUAUCGGUGUCAUCUACUUGCUUGUUGGUAGCUUACCUCAAUCAACCCUGGAAAUUGCGAUUAUUUUAUCCGUAUUCCCAGUUCCCAAUGAUUUAGAUGACACCAAUUUCUUAGCUGAUGAAGUUGACUGUAGGACAGUCGCGACUAUUUUCCAAGACCACGAGUUUGGCUUAAUGCGAGUAACGCAAGAGGGACUUGUGGUACGCUGUAUAAAGCAUUUAAUUGUCAGUCUCGACAACGACUCCAGUCAUAAAAGCAGCAUGGCAUCGAUCGAUUCUGCUCUCCGCUGGGAUGAAAAAGCCGGUCAGAUGAUUGUCUUGAUGCAAUAUGGAUGGAACUAUUGGAGUACACGCACCAAUUUAUGGAACAAAAUUGUUACUCGUAUGAAAGAGAAAAAACUGUUUAAAAACAGGGUCUUUUUGGAAUACAUUUAUGUUUCAGAAAUAUUACAAACUUUCCAGCAUUUACAUAAUUACAGUCAAGUAACACUAGAUAUUAUCCCGCCAGAGUUUGCCAUGCGCAGUGGUUAUCGCUAUUUUGGGUUAGGGAAGCAGCCAGCGUCUUUACCGUCUAGAAUUAAUAUGGUAUCACAUAUUGAGAUUGAAGAAAAUCCUCAGUCUAUCAAACUUCCCUCUCUCAGUUCCAUCACUAGUCAGCAAUCAACGUUACCACCACCAUCUAUAUACCAACCUAGCUACUCAAACACUAUUUUGCCAAGCAUGACUAUGUCACCUACCUGGUAUUCCUCUUCUACCCAAAAAAACUCUCAUGUAAAUUGGAUGUCCCCUUCUUUCUACUAUAGCCGACCUGCAACAUCCGUUAUGCUACCAAAGGAUGACCGCGAAGGAGACCAAGAUACAUCAUCAGUCGUUGAAACGGAUCAGUCACGUGCUGUUUCUGUCCCAACUGACAUUGUUGUUCGAUGCCUGGAGUAUCGUAUGCGUAAAUAUUCCCCUAAAAUGACGCCCCAACGUAUGAGACAAGUUUUACAAAGAUUUUUAAAGAGUAUGCUAUUAAAAGCAAACACGGCUUCUUGAAGAACUUCUGUUUCUUGUAUAUAUAGAUCUACUACCAUCAUUACAUUUUAAUUUUUCUAAAUAAAUUCAUUUAUCUACAAACUUCUUGUAAGAGCUUCA